Messenger RNA from Brienomyrus brachyistius, 2136 nucleotides. Its product is annotated as calumenin-A-like. Lineage: Eukaryota; Metazoa; Chordata; Actinopteri; Osteoglossiformes; Mormyridae. The record is from RefSeq and is a predicted model, not a curated record. Gene Ontology annotation, cellular component: endoplasmic reticulum. Gene Ontology annotation, molecular function: calcium ion binding. The transcript has 7 exons. The coding region runs from base 257 to 1204 and encodes 315 amino acids.
CUUUUAUUUGUUUGUACGGGCGGCUUAUUCUAUUAAUUUUUGCUCAUUUUGUUUUAUGUUGUGGUUGGAUUACCGGUGCACCUAUUCAGUGUGUCGAAGUUUUGUGUCCGUUUUGUGAAAUCAAAUUUUAAUUACACUUUUUAAAAAAGUUUGGAUUUUUCUCACUAGCUAACAGAAGAACCAUUUUUCGUUUAAUUAGCUGGUGCUUUCCCUGAAUAAUUACCUGCCGCACUGCACGCGGUUAUCUUGCUUGAGGAUGGAGUUCCGGGCACUGGUGGUGUGUCUCGCGCUCUGUGUGGUGUACACCACCAGCAAGCCCACGGAGAGGAAGGACCGUGUUCAUCACGACCCGCAGCUGAGCGACAAGGAACACGAUGACCAGCAGAACUUCGACUAUGAUCAUGACGCCUUCCUGGGACAGGAAGAGGCCAAGACCUUUGAUCAGCUCUCUCCUGAGGAGAGCAAGGAGAGGCUGGGAAUGAUUGUGGACAAGAUCGAUGCUGAUAAGGAUGGCUUUGUCACAGAGGAUGAGCUGAAGGCCUGGAUCAAAAAGUCUCAAAAGCGGUACAUCUACGAAAAUGUGGACCGCCAGUGGAAAGACUUCGACCUGAACAGUGAUGCUCUGAUCUCCUGGGAAGAGUACCGCAAUGUCACGUAUGGCAGCUACCUGGAUGAUCCUGACCCUGAGGAUGGGUUCAACUACAAGCAGAUGAUGUCAAGAGAUGAGAGGCGCUUUAAGAUGGCGGACAAAGACGGAAACCUCAUUGCCGAUAAGGAUGAGUUCACGGCAUUCCUACAUCCCGAGGAGUAUGAGUACAUGAAGGACAUCGUUGUGCUGGAAACCAUGGAGGACAUUGACAAGAAUGGGGAUGGUUUCAUUGACCUGGAGGAGUACAUUGGGGACAUGUACAACCAUGAGGCUGACGCCACGGAGCCGGAGUGGGUGAAGACAGAGCGUGAGCAGUUUGCAGAGUUCAGAGACAAGAACAAGGAUGGGAAGAUGGACAAGGAGGAGACCAAAGACUGGAUCUUGCCCUCGGAUUACGAUCACGCAGAAGCGGAAACCAAACACCUGGUGUACGAGUCAGACACAGAUAAGGACGGUCUCCUGACCAAAGAGGAGAUCAUCCAGAAGUAUGACCUGUUUGUUGGAAGUCAAGUAACUGAUUUUGGAGAGGCCCUGGUGCGACAUGAUGAGUUCUAAAUCACCUCUGACAAGAAGGGAUUUUAAUGCAAUUUGAUAUACCCUAAUUUAUUUUUAUGACUUGCAUAUGUUUAAUUAUUUUUCUCCAGUGAGACUGUUGCAAAGACCUCCAGUAUUUAUCUCCUUGGUUGUUUGCUAGUUAGCUUUUUUUGUUGGGUCCUUGGCGCAUUUCAAUCAAUGUCACUCACCUGUGUGGCCUGUGGCUGGGCAGGUCGUCAUGGAAAUCAUAAAAUCCAAAGCAUAAACCAUCUCUGAGAGCCUAUAUGGAUCUGAGCCGGCCUGCAGUGCGAGCAUAAACCAUCUCUGAGAGCCUAUAUGGAUCUGAGCCGGCCUGCAGUGCGAGCAUAAAGCAGCUCUGAGAAGCUAGAUGGACCUGAGCCGGCCUGCAGUGCGAGCAUAAAGCAGCUCUGAGAAGCUAGAUGGAUCUAAGCCGGCCUGCAGUGCGAGCAUAAAGCAGCUCUGAGAGCCUAUAUGGAUCUGAGCCGGCCUGCAGUGCGAGCAUAAAGCAGCUCUGAGAGCCUAUAUGGAUCUGAGCCGGCCUACAGUGCGAGCAUAAAGCAGCUCUGAGAGCCUAUAUGGAUCUGAGCCGGCCUGCAGUGCGAGCAUAAAGCAGCUCUGAGAGCCUAUAUGGAUCUGAGCCGGCCUGCAGUAUGGCUGCCCGGUGGUGUGAGCCUACCUGCGUCUGCUGCUCUGAACCCAAUUCCGCUACACUUUGCUUGCAUUGAAACAUCUCACUGUUUUGUAAUCCUUUAACAGUUAAUUCGCUCACACUACAUAAAGUACACCGACACUCCUGUUGCAGAUCACCGUUAGUGUGUUUGCUCCUGUUUGUUCUCAUUUUGUUUUUAUUGUAAAUACAUGAGAAGCACUAUUUGUAAACCAGUAUACUAUGACUUUCUGGAUUUUUCACAAUAAAAUGAUUUACAAAGAAA